Molecule: messenger RNA, 774 nt
Organism: Solanum tuberosum (potato)
Lineage: Eukaryota; Viridiplantae; Streptophyta; Magnoliopsida; Solanales; Solanaceae
Product: F-box/kelch-repeat protein At3g23880-like
Exons: 1
Coding region: 1-774 (257 amino acids)
Source: RefSeq, a predicted model, not a curated record
AUGUGUAUAUGGAAUCCCACCAUUAGCAAGUCAAUGAAAUUACUUAAUUCUCCUUGGGGUACCUCUUUCAAUACUAAAUAUGGUUUUGGAUACGAUGACUCACGUGAUGAUUAUAAAGCUUUAUUUAUUGAUCAUUAUCAUGAUUUUAACAAUGGUGAGGUGUACAAUGUGAGGAUUGUCGUCACUAUUUAUAGUUUGAGGAAUGAUUCUUGGAAAACACUUCAUGACCAGCUUAAGGGGAUAUUUCUAAUAAAUCAUUCGGGUAAAUUUGUCAAUGGGAUGCUUUAUUGGAUUGCAUCCACGUGUAUUGAUGAUGAUGAUGCACGCAACAUCAUUUCUUUUGAUGUAGCAAACGAGACAUGGGGAAGCUUGGAGAUUCCCAUUCGUGGAGAAGACCAUUCUAAUAUCAAACUGGGAGUAGUGGGAAGUGACCUUGCUGUGCUUUAUACUUGUCAUAUAUGUGCUACUACUUCUGAUGUUUGGAUUUUGAAAGACUAUAGAGGUAAUAUGUCAUGGACGAAACGGUUCACCAUCGAAUACCCUAAAUAUGUUGUGCUAUAUAUGUUUUCUUCACCCAAUUUCACAUUUUCUAUACACCUUCGCCAGUCAAAUAAGGAGGACAUUAUACUUUCGAUUCGGGGAUUAAUCAUAUUAUUUGAUGGUUCAACUAAAAAACUAGAACAUAUUGCUGCUGUUGGGGGAUACAAUUCUGCAGAAACCUAUGCAGAAAGCAUCGUUAAUCCCCUAACGAUAUCCGGUAAGAAUUCUGCUUAG